Molecule: messenger RNA, 7486 nt
Organism: Lepus europaeus (European hare)
Lineage: Eukaryota; Metazoa; Chordata; Mammalia; Lagomorpha; Leporidae
Gene: TRAF3
Product: TNF receptor associated factor 3
Exons: 15
Coding region: 755-2461 (568 amino acids)
Biological process (GO): Toll signaling pathway; regulation of defense response to virus; protein K63-linked ubiquitination
Cellular component (GO): plasma membrane signaling receptor complex
Molecular function (GO): zinc ion binding; tumor necrosis factor receptor binding
Source: RefSeq, a predicted model, not a curated record
GCGGAGGACGCGCCGGCGCCCCUGAGCCGGCCGAGCGGCGCGGACCGCGGGUUGCUGGCUCUUGCCUGCAGUCUGGAGGAGGAGAUAAUGCUCGUGGUGUUCCCUGGCCCUGCAGUCCAGCGCCGAGUGCUAGCGGAUUGUGAGCGUGGGGCAGCGCAUGCAUGUCGAGUCACGGCUGCGUGGGCUUCCUGGAGUGUGAAGCUGAAGAUGCCGUUGCGGUUUGUGCGUGGCGAUUCUGUUUCCAUCUCCAUGUUCAGACUCUAAGGAGAUGAGGACACUGAGGCCCAAAGAAGUGACGCCACUUGGUUAAGGUCCCAAAGCAGGUCAGAACCAGAUUGGGAUCAGAAUCCUGGCUCCUGGCGCUCUGUUCUCGGGAGGAUCACCGUCCUGACAGGAGAGGUAAGGAAGUCCACUACAUUUUUUGAGGAAGCAUAAGAUUGACACAGCCUCGCUUCUUUCUGUAUUGAAGUCUCUUCCUCCCUGAUCAAGCUUUGAUACAUCUUACAGUGUAUGACACACAGAUAGGGCUGGACCAAGCUGAAACCACAAGUCAGGAACUCAGUCCAGGUCUCCCACAAGGAUGGCGGACAUUGAACAACUUGAAGCAUCACCCGCUGCCUCUCAGGGUGCACAUUAGCAAGAAGCUGGAACUGGGAGUAAAGUCAGAACUCGAACACAGCCAUUCUUCAGAGGCUGCAGAUGUCACAAGUGGUCGUCACUGUGCCAAACGCCUGCCCAACUUGUCUUUACUAAAAUGGAGUCAAGUAAAAAGAUGGACUCCCCUGGCACAAUGCAGGCAAACCCACCGCUGAAGCUGCACCCUGACCGCGGCGCUGGGACAGCUGUUUUCGUCCCUGAGCAGGGAGGUUACAAGGAGAAGUUUGUGAAGACUGUGGAGGACAAGUACAAGUGUGAGAAGUGCCGCCUGGUGCUGUGCAACCCGAAGCAGACUGAGUGUGGGCACCGGUUCUGUGAGAGCUGCAUGGCUGCCCUGUUGAGCUCUUCCAGUCCAAAAUGUACCGCGUGUCAAGAAAGCAUUGUGAAAGACAAGGUGUUCAAGGACAACUGCUGCAAGAGAGAGAUUCUGGCCCUUCAAAUCUGUUGUCGGAAUGAGAGCAGAGGCUGUGCAGAGCAGUUGGCACUGGGGCAUCUGCUGGUACAUUUAAAAAAUGACUGCCAGUUCGAGGAACUCACCUGUGUGCGCACUGACUGCAAAGAGAAGGUGUUGAGGAAAGAUCUGCGCGAUCACGUGGAGAAGGCCUGCAAGUACCGCGAGGCCACGUGCGGCCACUGCAAGAGCCAGGUCCCCAUGAUCACCCUGCAGAAACACGAGGACACCGAGUGUCCCUGCGUGGUGGUGUCGUGCCCUCACAAGUGCAGCGUCCAGACCCUGCUGAGGAGCGAGUUGAGUGCACACUUGUCAGAGUGUGUCAAUGCCCCCAGCACCUGUAGUUUUAAGCGCUAUGGCUGCGUUUUUCAGGGGACGAACCAGCAGAUCAAGGCCCACGAGGCCAGCUCGGCGGUACAGCACGUCAACCUGCUCAAGGAGUGGAGCAACUCCCUGGAAAAGAAGGUUUCCUUGCUGCAAAAUGAAAGUGUAGAAAAAAACAAGAGUAUACAAAGUCUGCACAAUCAGAUAUGUAGCUUUGAAAUUGAAAUCGAGAGACAAAAGGAGAUGCUUCGAAAUAAUGAAUCCAAAAUACUUCAUUUACAGCGAGUAAUAGACAGCCAAGCAGAGAAACUAAAGGAGCUGGAUAAGGAGAUCCGCCCCUUCCGGCAGAACUGGGAGGAGGCCGACAGCAUGAAGAGCAGCGUGGAGUCACUCCAGAACCGUGUGACCGAGCUGGAAAGUGUGGACAAAAGUGCCGGGCAGGCGGCUCGCAACACAGGCUUGCUGGAAUCCCAGCUGAGCCGGCACGACCAGAUGCUGAGCGUUCACGACAUCCGCCUGGCGGACAUGGACCUGCGCUUCCAGGUCCUGGAGACCGCCAGUUACAACGGCGUGCUGAUCUGGAAGAUCCGAGAUUAUAAGCGGCGGAAGCAGGAGGCGGUGAUGGGGAAGACCCUGUCCCUUUACAGCCAGCCUUUCUACACGGGCUAUUUUGGCUAUAAGAUGUGCGCCAGGGUCUACCUGAAUGGGGACGGCAUGGGGAAGGGGACACACUUGUCACUGUUUUUUGUCAUCAUGCGUGGAGAGUAUGAUGCUUUGCUUCCUUGGCCGUUUAAGCAGAAAGUGACGCUCAUGUUAAUGGAUCAGGGGUCCUCUCGGCGCCACCUGGGAGACGCGUUCAAGCCUGACCCCAACAGCAGCAGCUUCCGGAAGCCCACUGGAGAGAUGAACAUCGCCUCUGGCUGCCCCGUCUUUGUGGCCCAAACUGUCCUGGAAAACGGGACGUAUAUUAAAGAUGAUACAAUUUUUAUUAAAGUCAUAGUGGAUACUUCGGAUCUGCCCGACCCCUGACAAGUACCUGGGGAGGUGGAUUUAGCAGAAGGUAACUCCUCUGGGGGGGGUUGAACCAGUCUGUCUUCACUGAGGUCCUCGUGCUCAGAAAAGGACCUUGUCGAAGGAGCGGAGGAGGAAGCGGCGGAAGACAGACGCGCGGCCGGCGGGAGGAGCCACCGUGAACACCCUGACGCGUUUUCUAUAGACUAGCAACACUUCACUCUGAGGAAUUAUUUAUCCCUCGCCGAGAUAAAUACUGCUGUCAGAGAAGGUUUUCAUUUUCAUUUUUAAAGAUCUAGUUAACUAAGGUGGAAAACAUAUAUGCUAAACAAAAACAAAAAAAGUGAUUUUUUUUUCUUCCUUAAACUUGCACACCAAAAAAACAAAACACACACGUGGGGACAGCUGGCCACCUCAGCAUGUUAAGUGACAGGAGAGUUUAUGAAAUAAUAAUGCAAUUCUGAUAUAUUCGUUCUGAAAUCCAAGAGUGCAAUCUUGUUUCAAAUAUAGUAUAUUGUCUAUUUUUAAGGCCUCAUCUGGUCUCUGUUUUAAUAAUUUGUUUGUCAGAAGACCCUGAAAUACACCCAGGUCUUUUUUGGAAAGUCUCUAAAUUCAGAAUCAUUUUUUAAUUUAAAGUUCUACAGAUAAUUAUUACUGCAAACAUUUUAUUUUAAAACGUUGAUAGACUGAUAUUUCUUGGAAGAAAAUGUAAAAUAUCAAACACUGGUUAUCACUUGUGAUAGGAAAGAGGAUAUCCAAUCUGCUGUUAUUUCUCGUUAGAAAUGUAAGCCUUCAAUGCCGUCGUAGUCCAUGACACUACUUCAAAGUGACUGUGGAAGGGACCUUGCUCAUGGAUGCUGUGCAUCGUUCUCAGAUUUAUAGUUGUUUUCACCCUAAAAUAGGGCAUCAGUUGAACUUUGAAGUUCUAAACAGAUCCUGUAGGUUUUUACAAUUCUGCCCCGUGUCCAGACAAGCUCUCUGUUGCUGACGGCUCGGCCUCGGCCCCAGUGUCCGUGUCCGGGGGUGGGCAGGCGGCGCGUGCCGGGGAGGCCACAGCAGGAGUGCUGCUUCAUGCUGUCAUUGCUGCAUUCUGUUAGUGAUCGCCCAGCGCGGGGAUGGCGUGCGGCGCCUGUGCCUUAGAUGCGCCAUGCUGCUUCUCGACCCUGGGUUGGUGUUCGGCGUCACCCUGGAAGCCGUGGUUUGCCAGACUUUCUCCACCGCUAGGUGUUCUAGCAAGGGCCCUCAGACAGCUCUGCCUGCCGAGGGGAAGCCGGGCUCCACUGUCGGCCUCCGGAGCCUCCACUGCUUAGUUGUCACAGAUUUCAAAUCUCUCGGCCCCCGCCCGGCCUGCCCCACCCUGAGGGCGGCAGGUGGGGGGCAUCAGCCACACCUCCCCGUGUCCCCAGCUGGGGCCCUGGAAACCCACACAAGCUCAACGCAGAACCCCGUGAGCAUUCCAGAGACCGAUGCUCUGGGGCGCCUGCCAGGCUGACCCACGGGCGGCCCUGAGCCACCGCGCUGGCGGAAGGGAUGGCUGGGGCCCGCUCUCCCAGCCUGCGCCUGCCCGGACGGCACUCUCCACCACUGUUUACUGUUUCUCAAUGGUCCAACUGUGAUUGAAGCCUGGAGCCCUGCCCUGUGCCCCUUUUGCUAUGCACCACGCUUCAUGGUGCUCUUACCACUGAUGGGUGCUACACGCAACGGGUGCUUCUUAGACAGAACCAAUGUGUGCGAACCACAUCUGUGCCACUCGCCCAAAAGACGCGCCCACGAUUGGCCAGCUGGGCCGCGCACUUCAGACUGCCUGCCUCUGGGCUCUCCCCUUGGUGGCACGGGGACAGCUGGGUUGGUGCCCGGUGGCCCACCUUGUCUCUGGUGCUGCCAUCUGUCCUGGGUGUGCCUUCGCCCCAGUGCCUGCUGGAAGUGCCCUCCCCCACGCACACCUGUCCCUGUGACCUCCUUGGUUCAAAGCACCUGUCCUGCCCUGUCGUGGCUCCAGCGCGCAGCCGUCCUCUGCUUCCUCCACCCUCCUGGGAUGGCUUUCCGGCCAGAGCCUCGUGUCCUUGCACAGAGGGGCCGCCCAUGCUUCGUGGGUGCCCCGGCUUUUCCAGGCCUGUCCGCUGGGUUCUGCCCUGGAGAUUGGAGGAAGGGUCGCUGCUUGGCUGGCCUCCGGUUUCUCAGGCCAGGGAAUCACAACAGAGACCUCCCUGCGACUCCUUGCCCUUCGCAAGAAGUCUGUACGGUUCCAGCAAGUGUAGGAUGAGCAACAUCUGGGUCUGGUGAAAAACCAACCAUUUCCCCUUCUCGGGUUGAAGUCCUGGCCGGGGAUUGGAAAGCCACCCUUGCUUUUUCAGCAGCUCCUGGGGGUGUGAUGGGCCCUCCCCGCCCCCACCAGAGCCCCUGGGAUGUGACUGGAGCAACUGGUCCUGCCCCCUGGGAGGAGGGCACGACCUGGGUCUUGUGAUUAGGUGACAGCAGAAUUGGGGGGUGCCCGUGCCUUUCUGCCUGUGUUCUGUGUGCGACACUUGAGGCCCAGGACCCGCUGGCGUGGUCUCGUGGACGCUGGAAGUGCCCUCCUGCUCCCUGUGCUUCAGGCGGCCCCGUCCCAGGACUCCUUGGUACCCUUGUUUGGUGCUCGCCGCGGGGGCCAGCCUUGGGCUGGGUCUCCUUGCGGCUGAGGCCCAGCUGCCCUACCUGGCAGCAGGGGGCCUCCCUACUUCACAGGGUCCUGGCAACAAGAAGUGAAGGGUGAUGGCACGCUCUGUGUCUGGGUGUGUGCGUCUUCCUACAGGUGACAAACCCCCAGAGGUCACGGCCCACCUGAGUCCCUCGGCGUGAGUUCCGCCCUGUGUCCCUGGCCCUGUGCAGGUUCUCUCCAGUGCUGUGACUCUAUCGCUGCCGCCACCAGGGCCACAGGGGCAGCAGGUGGUCCUGGAUUGGACCCAGCUGCCGCUUGUGUGUGUGCAAGCCCCCCGUGGAGCUCAAAGCCCACCGCACCGGCUCUGGGGCUCGUGCUAGGGGAGCCUGAGGAACCAGAAGCCGUGGUGUGUCCGCAGCAAAGCUGAGUGGGCCCUUGCUCUGUGGACGCAGACAGACCCAGCCGCGCGUGGGCUGGCGUUGCCAUGUGGGCAUUUCUUGGGAGCUGGGCUUCUCGGCUGCCCGUGUUUUUAGUGGCCCAGAGGGGGGCAGGAAAGGAGUGUGUGCAGUUGUUUGUCCCCCGGACACCAAGUCUUGCAGGAGCCUUGGAGGCCUUGAAUGCCAGCUGUGUGCUGCUGUGCAGGUAGGGGCUCUGGGUGAGGCCCUGAGCCGUAAUCCACACCCCCUCCCCCCAGCAGCCUCCUGCCUGUCCCACCUUCGUUCCUCCCCGGGCAGUGGACACCUUGCCCACAGGGACGCCCACUGAAUUGGCUCUUUGACAAGAUGUCCCCUUGUCCACAUGUGGCCCUCCCUGGUGAGGAUGUGGGUGUCCAGUACAACCCCAUGGGGACAGCCACCUCCUGACCGCCAGUCUGCCUCUGGGCUGCCAAGGUCCGAGGCCUCGUGUCCUGGCUGAUGCCUGCUAUUUAUGGUGCCCCCUACACUUGACAGUGCCUGGACAAGGUUGUCUGGACAGAUCUUUAAACAUAGGUGGGUCACUCUGUCAGCCCAAGGGGACACCAAGGGGUGAGCUGACUCCAGCGACCAGGCCCACCUCCGCUUUCUCCCUCUGCACCUAAGGGGUGGUGCAGGGCCCCGCAGGGUGGCGGCGCUGCGCCUCCCUGAGCGGUCACAGGGUCGGUCAGAAGCGCAUUCUCUCUGGGGGCCUCCUGGCGCCUUCCUCCGCUUGGGGUCAUCGGCACAUUGAAAGGGCUCGGUGGAGCUGUAAAAUAGUGGUUUCUUACUUUUAGUCCAGAGCUUUACUUACUAGACUGCGGAAGGAGAGCUGGGGAGAAUUCUGGGAGCUCCUUCAUGUUGGAUUGUGUGCGAGACGAGAGAGGGUCUGUCACUCAAAUCACUUCUCAGCCCAAGACCAUGGUUCUGUCUUCCGUUUGCAAAUCUCUGUCACUCUGUCCCCAAAGUAGAAGAGGUGCCCACGGCGGGGUGGGUGGAGGGCAGUGUCUCCAGCACGCAGACGGUUCCCAUCUUGUCCUGGCUGCCCUGCGGGUACCGUUGUCACCUGCACAGGGGUCGUGGGCAGUGGCACGUGGCAGGGCGGCCGCGGUGCGGGCCAGGAGGCCGGGGAGCAGGGCUUGCAUCUCAUUUCUCCUGCUGCGCUGUAUCUAGAGUCUGUCCGUCCGUCCGUCUGUCCUGUGAAUUCUCGCCGUGAAAAACGAGGCUAAGAGUCCCGGAUCGCUGCACCACUCCUGUAGUUAGUGGUGAUUGGUUUCUAUAACUCCGUCCCCUUAGACAAGUAAGAUAACCUUCAACAGCAACUCAAUGACUAAAUUGGACAUCGUCAAAGCCGGCACCGUCCCAAGGAUUUCUGUAGGAAGUAGCUCUAGAAGAACGUCUGUGACACAGAAGGCGUGCGAGCCACGUAGACACCGUGUGACCCUGUAGGAUUGCAUUUUCUGAUGGCACACCUCUUGCGUUCAGUUCUGUUACCCACAAACAAAGACCAAAGAAGGCCAAUCUCCCAUUUGACUCUGUAUUUUUAAUCUGCCUGUUUAAAAAAAAAAAAACAAAAAACAAAAAAAACAAAGCCGUCCGUAGUAGCUGCUCGCUGUGAGGACCCAUCUGGACAGUCCAAGUGAUCGUGACCAGUGAUUCACGUCCUGUGUUUUUCUGCUCUUCUAAGAAAAAAACAAAAAGACAGUCUAAGUUAUUGCUCAGCAAUAAUCAUGUUGUUAAUAUGCGUUAGCAACAUGUCUGAUCUCUGAUAGCAUUAUCAUGCUUUAUAUUUCUGUUUACUGUAUAUUGUGUGUGGUUUAUUUGGUAUUUAUUUGUGUUUUUGAGGUCUUGCAAUGUUUUUGUGUUUCCUAUGCUAAUAACUAAAGUUUGUAAGACUGUAGAAUGCAAAACUUUGAAAUGCUGAACUGUCUUAUUAGAGGAAAAUAAAUCUGA